This is a messenger RNA of Erythranthe guttata (spotted monkey flower), 1756 nucleotides long. RefSeq lists its product as uncharacterized. The record is from RefSeq and is a predicted model, not a curated record. NCBI's taxonomy places the organism in Eukaryota, Viridiplantae, Streptophyta, Magnoliopsida, Lamiales, Phrymaceae. Gene Ontology annotation, biological process: transmembrane transport.
UUCACUCCUUUUCCAAUUCGACUUCAAAUAUAGGAAAGUAAAAUAUACGUCGGAAUCAAACUGCGUUGAUUUAAACCUUUAACCAUUGUUAGGGUUUUAACUUUUUCAAUAAGGUUUUUUCACACCAAACCCAGAAUUCUAUUCCUAUAACGAAAAUAAAUAAAUAAAUAAAUAAUAUUCUACUGGCAUCCAUUAAUUUCCGUCCCAAUUUUUCAAAACCUAGUGAUCGAUUAACUUUCUGAAGCUUUUGGGUGAUUAGUGAUCUUUACAACCUAAUUAAUGGAAGCUAGAGUUGGGGUGGACGGCGGCUCCGCCACGAGGGAGUUUCUCCAUCACCACCAGACACGACCGCCCCCGCCCCCGCCCCCGCAGCAGCAGAUAUCGCAGAUUGGCACGGUGCCGCAGCUUCUUGCCGGUGGCAUUGCCGGCGCUUUUAGCAAGACGUGUACUGCUCCGCUAGCACGACUCACCAUUCUCUUUCAGGUUCAAGGCAUGCACUCAGAUGCUGCAGUGUUGAGCAAGCCUAGUAUCUGGCGUGAAGCAUUGCGUGUAGUGAAUGAAGAAGGUUUUAAAGCUUUCUGGAAAGGGAAUUUGGUCACAGUAGUUCACCGGCUUCCUUAUUCUUCAGUCAAUUUCUAUGCCUAUGAAAAAUACAAAAGUAUAUUAAAAACAGUUCCAGGCCUUGAUGGACAUGGUGGAAAUGCAAGUGCAGACGUUUUUGUGCAUUUUGUAGGUGGUGGCUUAGCUGGAAUAACUGCUGCUUCUGCCACGUAUCCGCUGGAUCUUAUCCGGACACGUCUCGCUGCACAGAGGAAUGCAAUGUACUAUAAGGGCAUAAGACAUGCAGUUUCUACCAUAUGCAAAGAUGAAGGUUUUCUUGGCUUGUACAAAGGAAUGGGUGCAACCUUAUUGGGCGUUGGACCCAGCAUAGCUAUAAGCUUUUCAGUUUACGAAAGUUUGCGAUAUAAUUGGCAAUCUCAAAGGCCCGACGAUUCUACAGUUUUGGUCAGCCUAGCUUGUGGCAGUCUUUCCGGCAUUGCAUCAUCAACAGCAACAUUUCCAUUGGACCUCGUUAGGCGAAGAAUGCAGUUGGAAGGUGCGGCUGGUAGAGCACGAGUGUAUGACAUGGGCAUAUUCGGAACAUUCCGGCACAUUAUACGUAGUGAAGGCUUGCGUGGUUUGUAUAGAGGGAUUAUGCCGGAAUACUACAAGGUUGUCCCAAGUGUAGGGAUCGUUUUCAUGACAUACGAAACUCUCAAGAAGCUUCUAUCGAACGGGCCUUCUUCCAGUUAGUUGCCACAUCUCCGAGAAAGCAACAAGGGUCUGUUUGGUUCAAGUAUAAGGCAGCUACUUAUCGGUAGAUAUUUUUCACCUGGUAAAAAAAAAAAAAAAAAAAAAAAAAAGAAAAAAAAUCCUCCUACUGUAAAUUAUCUACAUUGACAAAUUUAUAUUAGUUUCUUUCUUUCUAGGUUUAGGGGUUAGGGUCAUCAUAUUGAUGAUCCGAUCCCCUCACCGUAAAAUUUUGUAGUUGCCCGAUUUUGUUAAAUAAACUAAUAAUUUUUAUUAUUUUUACUGUGUGUAAGUUAUAAGUGGAUCAUUAAUUACUCGAUGUAUUUCAUCGGGUGCAGCCCGUACUACAUCCAUUCUUAUAAGAUGACAGGCAGGCAUAUAUUAUAUACAGCUGCAAAGAUAAGAGCAGAAAUAUUUCUUGCUAAUCUGAAGCUGCUGGUUUUUGGUGUUACUUGGAUAUGUUUGA